Molecule: messenger RNA, 6063 nt
Organism: Biomphalaria glabrata
Lineage: Eukaryota; Metazoa; Mollusca; Gastropoda; Planorbidae
Product: ankyrin repeat and LEM domain-containing protein 1-like
Exons: 9
Coding region: 335-2413 (692 amino acids)
Molecular function (GO): protein binding; endonuclease activity
Source: RefSeq, a predicted model, not a curated record
CGGUUUCCAGUCUAGAUAUAAUAUAGAUCUAGUUUAUAAUUUAUAAAGAUCUAGAUCUAGAUGUAUGAUCUAUUGUAUACAGUAUACAUUAAGUAUCCUAGAUUUAUAUGAUAAUAAUAUGAUUUAUAUGAGUCUAUGAUCUAGAAGUACAAAUCUAGUUGUAUCUAGUGGAAUAAAAUCCAGAUUUUUUUUAAGAUUUGGAUAGAAUAGAGUACUACUAGUACUAGAGAUUAAUUAAAUCUAGACUAGUCUAGAUUCUAGAUUAUAUCUAGAUCAUAGUCAUACUCAUAGAUGUCGAAAAUAUUGUGAUACUGAUUUUAGGUUUAAAUUAAAAAUGUCUCGGAACAUAGAUCUGGAUUUAGAUUAUAAUGUAGAUAGGAGAUCUACUAUAUUAGAUCUAAAUCAAGAAUCCACUGAAGAAUUAUUUAAUGUUUUAAUAUCAGGAAGUAACAAUCUUAGGGACAUAAGAGCUUUGUUAAGCAGGGGAGCUAAUCCUAAUUGGAUCAGUAUCGAUCAUGGUGUUUCUGCCAUGCAUUUGGCUGCAGGAAAAGAUUUUUCAAUUACACAGCUGUUGUUGCAGUUUGGCGGAAACCCUAAUAUAAUUAAUUCAGAAAAUUAUACACCUUUACAUGUCGCAUCAUCAUGGGGUGAUAUUAGCACUGUAGAACAACUGUUACAGCAUGGGGCAGAUGCUAAUCUUCAAGAUUUGGAUGGUAAGACACCUUAUGACUUGGCCGAAGAAGAAGGUCAAGAGAAGUGUGCUUCUUUGCUUAAAAGCCACAUUUAUAAGUCGGUGCUUGAAAAUUAUAGGUCUCAAAGUAUUAGAGCAUUUGAGCACAGAAACGAAAAAAAAUCUAUAACACAACAAGUCUUUGAAUAUUGUUCAAAUGAUGGGCUGCAAAAUUCUAUCAAAGUAUCUGAUGUCUCAUUGUUGAAUAAUUACACUCCAGAUAAAAUAAGACCUGAAACAGAUUUGUUGCAGCACAAAAUAAACAAACAAUGCUAUUUACCUAAUCAGAAAAUGGUUAGUCCUCUACAAAAGGUAGCGGACUUUAUUCUUUCUUCAGAAAAUUUUAACAGGAAAUGUUCCAUUUCAAAAACUAAUGAAAGAAAAGAAUACCUGGAGGCUGCAGAUACUUCUUUUUCAUCUUACACGACAUGUUGUGAAGUGCUAGAUGACGCUUGUGUUAGUCCUUCUUUAGAGCUUAGAAAAUCCAAUAUUCAGAAAUAUGCAUUGUUGAAUGGACAGAAUACAGUGAAAGCUGAUUGCCUAGAGUGUCGUGAUAGAACUACAUUAGAUGAAAUUGAUAUAUCUUUUAGUGAGACAAUUAAGACACCUUUGAAAAUGAUGGAAUCAAAAUUAAAAGAAAAAUAUAUGAAUAUAUCCCAAGAUUUCAAUAACAGUCUCUUUAGUACAAUAAGUGUGAAAGACUAUAAUCACCAUGAUGCUGACAGUGACAUUACAUUUAUUGAAAGACAUCUAGCAUCAGACUAUAGUAAUGAUGAAAAAAGUAUUGGUGAGUCAUCCAGUAUUGAAAUUACAGCUUUAAAGUCCUUUUGUGAAGUUCAAGACUCUUCACAAAAAAAACAGUCACAUAAAGAUUGGAAUAAGUGCGCAUUGUCUUCUACUUUACAAACCUUGACUUGUCAAGAAAUAUCACAGAGAUUAAAGGCCUAUGGCCAAGUUUGUGGUCCAAUUACUGACUCAACAAAAAAUAUAUAUUUACAUAAACUUGCUUUGCUAGAAACUAAAGUCUCAGCACCUUUAACGAGUGAAAAUGAUGAUUAUCCACCAGAAAUGGUCCAAGCUCUAAAUGGAACAUUUGAUGUGAAUGGACUACAUGACCUAGAACUAAAACUGGUUGAGUCUUUUAACUCAAUCAUCUACAGUCCUCAAUGGCGAGAAGGUUCUGAAAAAUCAUCGUUUACUUAUAUUCUUUUGGAUCCAAGAAUUACUCAAAAUCUUCCUCUCAGAGCUAAAAUUUUAAGUAACUUAGAAGUGUUCAAGACUUUUAUUUUAGCUAUAUUCUACAUUGGCAAGGGUAAAGCCUCACGGCCAUAUAGUCAUCUUUAUGAGGCACAUUCUCAUUUAACAAGGAAUUCUACUAAGAAAAGUUCCAAAAUAGACAAAAUUGUCAAUAUUUGGACUUCAGGAUUGGGUGUUGUAUCUGUUCAUUGUUUUCACUCAACUAUACCUGUGGAGGCUUAUACUCGUGAAGCAUGCAUGAUUGAGGCCAUAGGUAUCCACAAGUUGACAAAUAUAAAGAAAGGAGACUUCUAUGGAAUUUCUUCAUCAUGGCCAUUACAGCUAAAAAGAAAAAUGGGUGUCUACCUGUUACAAAAGUCUCUACAAAUAUUUUUAUCAGAUGGCGAACGGCAGAUAUGUUUACCAGAUCUGAAAAAAAGAACCUAAUGACGAAUGUUUACCUAUAUCAUUUUGUGUCAUAUGAUGUGCCAUAAUAGGACCUAAGGUAGAAUUAGUUACGUCUGGGCUUGAGCUUAAUUUUUAAUGGAAUGGUAAUAAAGUAUGCCAUAAUUAUUAUCAUAUUUUGAAAUAGUUAUCCAAAAAGCAGGUGUGGUGAGCCAUAGAUAAUGAAAAUACCUGUCACCAAUGUGAGAUGAGAGGCAAACACAAUGACUGUUCAGCUUUACUUCGUUACUACUCAUUUCAGUUUGUACUUAGGGGUUGAUUUGUGGAAAUCCUAAAUUUUGUAUUUCCAUAGGAUUUGAUAUUGAGAUUCUUAAUUUGGAAGCCUAACACUUAACCACUAUUCCAACUUAUCUCUUUAAGUUCAUCUGUGAACUGAUUUUCGAGCGAGCUCAACUCAUUUCUUGACUUCCUAAUACCUAGAAAAAUGUUGUUCAUCCCCAAGUUUUAAUCAGCUGAACAGUGAAAUCAACUUGCCUCUUCUACAUUUCCAAUCUUUGUUGCAUGUCUUACACCUUCAUUGGAACACUAACAUUAUGAGAUGCCAAUUGAAUUCUACAAAUAAAUCCACAUUCAAAGUUUAUAAUAGAUAAUGAUAAAGUCAUAGCACAGUUCUGUGAAAGAAUGUACCGGUACAAUAAUAUUCUUAAUACUUAACUCAAAAUCUAUUAGUCAUACAUAACGUUUAAUUAAACUCCUAUUCUCAGUACUCAACUUACAGAUCAUACUAACUAAACAUAUCUCCUCUAAGUCAAAACAAAAUGUAAAUCUACAUCACUUGGCAUUGAAACAUCUCACACAUUUUAGAAUAUACAUAUACACAAUUUUAGAUUGACUAGUUAUUUGACUCUUCUAAGUUCAGUUACAAAUAUUCAAAUUUAAUGUAGGGUGAGUCAUAACUUUAUAUUAGAUAAAUCAGUGAUUUAUCAUCAGUUCAUGACAGAAUUUUUUCACUAUUUUUACAAAGCUUAUAUCAACUCACACUGUAGAUGAAUUCUUGUACACUUAUGUCUUCCAUUUCCCAUUCUUGGAUCAAAUGAAAAGUAUGCACAAUUUUUCAUUGUCGAUGACAGCAAAUGGAUUUAUAUAAAAAAACAACAACAAUGAAUCAGUUAGUGGUAAUUGAUUAAUUUUGUUUUAUAUAGUAAGUACUUAACUAUGGGUAGAUGAACCUUGUGUAGACAAUUAGGUCGUUCGCUAAUUUUAAUAUGUAGCCUUUUUUUCCGGACUAAAAAAAACUAAUUUUUUAAGUAGCUGAGUGGCUAACUAGUCUGCCUUCCAUCUUGGAGGCUCGAGACUUCAAAUUCAGAUUCCAUUAACUUUUUAUUACUGAUACCUUCUCCAAACUGGUUUACAGAUGUUAGGACCAUAGCGCACUGAGCUAUACGCAUGACAGUUGCGCUAAACAAGAACAAUUAAUAAAAAAUAUGCGCCAAGAUGAGUCACAGGUUUUGGUUCCGUCUUGAGACGGAGUAGAAUCUGGAGUGACUGGUGAAGCCAAUUUUGGAGCGGCAGAUUUUGCUACAGUUCGUGCAUAUAUUCAUCUGUUUUUGGGCUAGCUGAUAGUGCAGCUUACUUUCUCUUGACUAAGGCAGCCUUGUUUCUUUUGCUCUCGGCGAGGUUCGUACCAGCACGCAGUGUCUCUCUACUACUGUCCGGUCUUCGCUAUCUCCUACCACAUACUUUCAUUGAUGUCUGUGGUUCAUGUAUCGCUUGCAAACAUCUCUUUAGGCUACUUUUGGCUGGGCAUAUAGAGAUUUCUUUAGGGAUUCUUUCAUCUGGCAUGCGGGUGACCACAUGUCCAAGCCAGCGUAGUCUUCUCUGUGUCAGAAGAGCAUUAUUGAGUAAGUGAAAGCUUAAGUUCUUGACGCAUGUAUGUUGCCCAGCUCUCACUACCAUAAAGAAGAGAGCUCACAACACAGGCAUUGUAAGACUAGGAUUUUGGUUGUCAUAGUCAAUUUGGCAUUUUCUCAGACGCGCUUGGAGAGUUUUGCCAUUGCUGCAGAAGCCUUUCCUAUUCCUAUUGUCAGCUUAGUUUCUCAAUCUAGGUUUGCUGGCAAUAGUUGUUCCCAACAUAUUAAACAUAAAUAAACAGCUGCACCAGGGACCAAGUUUUUAAAUGAGUGAAUAAAUGCGACGAAAAUAAGAGACUGCGCCGACCAAGGCUCGAACCAGUGACCCUGGAAACGACAACACCGCGAUAACGCACUAAGCGAACUUAGCCUCUAGACCAUCGGAAUGUCCAAAAAACCUAACCUUCUGGCCCAGAGUCAUUUCGCCCGUAUGCAAAUUGCAAUGGUCACAUGCCCUAGCUAGCCCCUCCCCCACCUCGCCACAUCCGUUCACCAACAACUUUAAUAGAGCUGACACAGAUAGCCGUUACCCAUGUCUUAGACAAACAAAGCAUUCACAAGCCUUUGUAAUCCUUCUUUUGAAUGAGAUAUGAGUGCCGCAUCAUCGACGAACAGCAGUUCCCCAAUCAAGAUACGCCGUCUCUUCGUUUUUUACUUUAAGGCGUGCCAGGUUAAAAAGCUUUUCAUCGGAUCUACUGUGGAUAUAUACUUCAUCUUCCAGGGAUUUAAAAGUGCUGGUGAGUACAACUGAAAAGAAGAUGCCGAAUAGUGUUGGAGCCAGAACACAUCCCUGCUUUACUCAGCUCUUUGUUGAAAAUGGCCUAGAGGCGGAACUGUCUAACUGUACAGUGCUCUGCAUAUUUUUAUGAAAAGCUGACACUAGUUUCCGUAGCUUGUUAUAUAGCAAAAAGACCGGUUUCUCCUGUAGCUGCCCCAGGGAGAAAAUCAUAUUUGUUGUGGAUCUACCCCCCCCCCCUUUUUUAAAUCCGCAGUACGAUUCGUUCCGCCAAAAACUACAGCCGAUUCCUCUAGCAUAAUCCUUUUCAACUAUGCUAAGAAGUGAAAUGCCCCUAUAACUGUUACAAUCCGAGCGGUACCCUUUAUUUUUAUAAUAAAGUUUGAAUCCUUCAAUUCCUGGAAGACCAUUCCUUCUUCCUAGGACAAGCUUAUCAGUUAAUGGAGAGGCUUGAUCGGGGCAUGCUUUCCAGCCUGAAUGGCUGACGGUUAGAACAAAUUAAUAACAUUAUUGAUUCAAAGCAAUUGAUUCAAUUUCACUUAACAAUUAAUAACAAUAUUUCGAAUCUGAAAAAUGUAUGUUAGUUUAGAUUUAUUAAAAAUUAUUACAUGAUUGAUUCAAAAUAAUUGAUACAAGUUCACUCACUAUAAGCUAUUUUUCAUGCUAAAGAUAUAUAAAUUCUAACACACAGUUUCAAAAAUAUUGCAGAGAUGAAAGUCUACGUAUAAGUCAUAAAUUUACAUCAUGUUAUAAACUUUUGGCUCAUAAUAUUUCUAUUAAGAUUUGUACCAUAAUUUGUAUCUUACAUUUAAUUAUUUUUUUUUAACAAACCAGUGGCGUCACUCUGGUGUGUGUCAUACCCCUCCUCCAAAAAUAUUUCCCGUUGGUUUGUUCUUUUGUUGAACCAUAAAAUUGGUUUACAUUAAUAGAUGGUUAGACCUCUAGAAAAUGAUUGUCCAUUUUAUUUUAAAAGUUCCUUGUUUAUGACAAUUUAUUAACAUGUAUUAAAAUGUAUGAUUAAAAAUUUAAAAAAGGUUUUAACUGUU